GGAUACAAAGGAAACAGAGAACAACUAUUCUCCAUUCUCCAUUCUCCAAUGAUGCCAACACUCUUCUUCCCUUUACUUCUUCUCUCCGCUAUUUUCGCUCAACAGGGCCAGUCCCUUGUAAAGCGAGGCUCUUUCUUGACACCAACCACCAACUCUUCUUGGCCAUCACCUUCCGGUCUAUACGCCUUUGGAUUCUACAAGCAAGGCAACGGUUUUGCUGUCGGCAUUUUUCUUGCCGGGCAUCAACAGGAGACGGUCGUCGUUUGGACAGCCGACCGAGACAAGCCUCCAGUUCCCGCUGAUUUUAGACUGAAUUUCACUAGUGAUGGAAAACUGGUUCUUCAAUCGGCACAAGGCGCAGAGACACGCCUCGCCAGUACUUUUCCGGAAGGUGCAAUAACCUCAGUGUCGAUGCUUGACACGGGCAACUUUGUUGUCCUUGAUUCUUAUAAUCAGACGAUAUGGCAGAGUUUCGAAAAUCCAACGGACACCUUUUUGCCAACUCAGAAUCUUUCCCACGGGCAUUCGUUGUAUUCCAGUAUUUCAGACACCAACAAGUCAACCGGCAAAUUUCAGGUGUUGAUGCAAGAAGAUGGAUGGCUGGCGAUGUACCCAGUUGGAACUCAAAACACGAUUGAAGAUGGUUAUUGGGGAGAAGGUAUAGAUGGGCAAAAGAGUGACGUGGUUCUGCAACUUGAAAACAAUGGUCAUCUCUAUUUGAUCAAUGGCGCGGGCGUUAUUAUAAGGAAUAUGACAGAUGGAUAUCCUACAAAAGAUGUUCUCUACCGAUUGACAAUUGACCCAGAUGGGAUCCUGCGUCUAUACUCCCACGAUAUGAAUCAAACUUUGAAGACGAUCAAAUGGUCUGUUCCAAAGGAUGACAUCUGUAAGCCCAGGGGUCUAUGUGGGGAUAAUGGAUAUUGUGUUUUAAAUAUUGAUCAAGUUAGUUGCAAAUGUCUUCCUCAAUUUGAACCGGUCAACAAGGACGAUAGGAAUUCAGGCUGUCAAAGGAAUUCCACCAUGGAGAGUUGCAAAAGCAGCAAAGGGAAUUUCACCAUGGAACCAGCACUUCAUACCGUAUGGGAAAAUAGAAGUUAUUCUGUUUUCAACUCGCCAUCCCAAGCCAAUUGCGGAGAAGCAUGUUCGCAGGACUGCGACUGUGAAGCUGCACUGUUCAAGGACGGGCUUUGCGCAAAACAUAUGCUUCCUUUGCGAUUUGUGAGAAAAAAUCAAACCGACUCAACCGUAGCCCUUAUCAAGGUUGGUACAUCUACACCCACUACAAAUACAACUCUGCCGAAAGAAACCAAGAAAAAGCAUCGAUCGGAUCACAUCCUAAUUAUCAGUGUUUCAUUACUUGCUUUUGUAUUAGUUGUCUUUGCGAUUUCUGGAAUUGCAAUUUAUAGAUAUCGUGUCUCGUCAUAUAAAAUGGCAAAUAAUAGAAACAUUGUCUUGAGUGAAGAUUUUGCUCCAAACUCAUUUACUUACGCAGAACUUGAGAUAGUGACCGAUGGUUUCCAGGAAGAGCUCGGUAGAGGAGCGUUUGGGAUAGUAUAUAAAGGGGCAAUAUUGAAUGGCCAGAAGUCGAUUAAUGUGGCCGUCAAAAGGCUAGACAGAUUAGCGUUGGCCGACCGGGAAAGAGAAUUCCAGACUGAGACGAAAGUUAUUGGAAGAAUACAUCACAAAAAUCUUGUCCGUCUAUUGGGUUAUUGCCAUGAAGGACCGAAUAGGCUUUUGGUGUACGAGUAUAUGAGCAAUGGGUCACUUGCAGAUUUACUCUUUACUCCAAUAAAACCUUCUUGGGAUGAGAGAAUAGAAAUCGCUUGCUAUAUAGCGAGAGGACUAAUUUAUCUACAUGAAGAGUGUGAGCCACAAAUCAUUCAUUGUGACAUAAAACCCCAGAACAUACUCAUGGAUGAAAACAGAAUCCCAAAGAUAUCCGACUUCGGAUUGGCAAAAUUGUUGAUGGCUGAUCAAAGCAAAACCUUUACAGACCCUAGAGGGACAAAGGGAUAUGUUGCUCCAGAGUGGUAUCGGAAUUUGCCUGUGACAGUCAAAGUAGAUGUUUACAGCUUUGGAAUUGUGCUCUUGGAGAUUAUAUGCUGUCGAAAGAGUGUGGAUCUAAAUCUUCCGGAGGAAGAAGCUAUUCUUGAACAAUGGGCAUACCAAUGCUUCGAGGCUGGAGAGCUAGGUAAACUAGUAAAUGAUGAAGAGGUUGACAACACACAAUUGGAGAGAAUGGCUAAAGUUGGACUUUGGUGCAUUAUGAAUGAGCCCUCACGCCGCCCAUCAAUGAAAAAGGUUCUACUUAUGUUGGAAGGGACUGUUGACAUUCCAGUCCUUCCAAGCCCAACUUCUAGCUUUCUAAGUGCCAUGUAAGAUGGAUUUGAUAUUCCAAAUCCGACAUCCUUUCUUGGUGUCUUCGAUCUAAAAUGUGUUUGCACUUGUACCAAACUAAAAAAUUAGGUCUUGUCUAGACUCUAGUGGUGUCUUCUAAAAUGUGUUUGCAUGUCUUGGACGUUUUCUUUUGAGUGUUGUGUAUCUUGUAUCAAUGUUUUGGAGCAUAUGUAAGCAGCAUUGAGUUUUUA
This is a messenger RNA of Alnus glutinosa, 2588 nucleotides long. RefSeq names its product G-type lectin S-receptor-like serine/threonine-protein kinase LECRK1. The record is from RefSeq and is a predicted model, not a curated record. The coding region runs from base 49 to 2379 and encodes 776 amino acids. The transcript has a single exon. Lineage: Eukaryota; Viridiplantae; Streptophyta; Magnoliopsida; Fagales; Betulaceae. Gene Ontology annotation, biological process: protein phosphorylation. Gene Ontology annotation, molecular function: protein serine/threonine kinase activity; ATP binding.